Molecule: messenger RNA, 2586 nt
Organism: Fusarium venenatum
Lineage: Eukaryota; Fungi; Ascomycota; Sordariomycetes; Hypocreales; Nectriaceae
Molecular function (GO): protein binding
Source: RefSeq, a predicted model, not a curated record
AUGGACGACGUUGUCGACCUAGUUAUUGGACCCUUUCGAGAUAUAGUCGACAAGGGUCGCGAGGCGAUAGAAAAUGCUGGCGAUGAUAAGACAAUGCUCAAGGCAUCGCAGAGCCUGACCAAGGAAGGUGAGCGUGCGCUCAAGAAAAUUGAGCCGUUAUGUCGAAAGCAUUUGGACGAGUACGGCUCCAAUUUCUUAGAUUCUCUCAAAGAAAACGAUGAGAUUGCUUCUUUUCGAACCGAGUUGAACGACCUGCUAUGGGAAUUCGAUGACUUUAUAGAACUAGACGAUUUCGACGCUGAAAAGUUCACGGAAUUGCAGGCCCUCUCACGUAAAGUCGCUCCCAAGAUAUACGAUAUCCUCAUGCGCCUCAAGCUCGAGGUUCCGAUUGACCAUGAUAGUCGCUCCAUAAUGACUCGAAUGUCAGGACCACAAUCCAGACCUAUAUCCCCUGACGCCCCUCCGAUCCCACCUAUAUAUCCUUUUUCAGACUUGACAAAAGAUACGCCAAGAAGCGCUUCUUCAGUCGCUUCUGAAAGCCGCUCUAGCAAUGGUCCUCCGACGGUAGAGGCAGCCACUGCUGAGCUGCGACGCAUGAUGCAGUCUCGAUCAGGACCCGACGAAGGCCUAUAUGCUGAAUCUCCAGGAACCAGCCAUACGCCACAGUCUGCACUUACACCCGUGGAACCACCCCCACGACCUCCAUCCGGUAAUCCAUGGGACUUCAACGUCAAGCCUUCGUCGGUGCCCCGCGACAACCAUUUCUCGGAUGAAUUUUCCUUCGAAAGAAGGCAGCCUGUGGCUCCAAUUGAGUCACCCAUUGAACCAAUCUCGCCACCCUUGAGCCCAGAUCAAGGCAGCGAGCUGCGUCCGCGCCCACUCAAGACAGUUGUAGACCGAUCAUCUCAGUACAGCAACGACUCUCAGGCAAGCUCAGGGACAGAAUCGACAACACAUGAACGGACAUACAGUGUGUUCCCUCGCGGACGUUAUUCAAACCACAACUCUAUCUUGUCUACACCCAUACCCGAAGAUGUUGUAUCGGAAAGGUCCAGUGCUGGCUACGUGCCGCAGCUCUCUCCUGUACCGAGAACAGUACCUACCCGGUCACAUUCGCUUCCUCAAUCUCGUCCUGAAUCGGUCGAAACGAAUCCUGGGUCUGUCUUUGAUUCAAGCCGAGUCGAUGGGGCGACUACCCCCCUUACAGAUAAUCGAGAGCCGUCAUUUUCAGUCGCCGACAGCAGUCCGACUUUGGGCACCGUCGAAACGCAUCGCCUUUCAGUAAAGCAUCUUCCAAUGAAUAAUUAUCAGGGUAUGCUUGAGCCAGUACGGCCUGUCUUGGUUCCGGAAGUAGAUAAUCUUCCCAUUCCCGUGGAAACUGAGGUUGUGGCUCCAGAACACCCACCGAAUCCCUUUGCUGUUGACUGCAAGCUCAGCCCACAAAGUUCAUUUUACGUCCACAAAGGCUUUUGUGACGGCGCAAAGGAAAUACUUAACGGCGGGGCUGGCGUCCGGAAAACCGUGAAAGCAGGAUUCGCGUCUGUUGCAACAGUUGCGAAAUGUGUCAAGUGCCAAUUCGAACUCGACUUUAACGAAAUUGACUUGGAUGUCAACAAAGCAGAACGCGGUAACUUCAUCAAGAAUGGGAUUGGAUACAGACUGCGCUUCCUUCAAAAGUCGCAUUUGCCAACGCGCCGGUCGGACGAUGUUAUGUAUGGUUGUGUUUUUUGUGUGCACCAAGGCAAGACUCUUCAUGCGAGCGACGCAACAGUCUUUACCAGCCAGAAGGCCUUGUUCGCACACUUGGCUCGCCAUCCUCGGCCUCUUCCGGCUGUGCAAGGUUUCACGUUCAUCGAAGGGAGCGAGGUCCCUGCCGGAUACAAGAACGACUAUGACCUCCAUUUCAAGUCGUCUGUCGAACUCCAUCCGCAUUUCGAGCAAGCUUCCAACACAUCCCAUCUCCCAACGGCAACCGCCAAAGAAGCGGCCCGCCGCAUGUACGGCCAACGAUUGCUGUAUGACAGGACUCCUGCACACGAACUCGUAUUGAACGCUAGAAUCGUAGGCGUUUCGUGGCCGCCAAAGUACUUGGGCGAGUGGGCAAUGGGAUUUCAUGACGGCAUCCAAGCCAGUGUUCCAACCGAGAUCUUGAGACUGGAUCCGCCGCCACCCGAACAAGUCAAGGUCGAUGGAACAAGUCCGGUGCAAGCUACUGCAAAGUGGAAGUUCAACCACAAGGACAAGGUCAAGGGUGACUGGCUUAAGUUCGAGAAAGACGAAAUCAUUACCAACAUCGGCUGGCCUUAUCAAGAAUUUUGGUGCUGGUCAGGCACAAAUGCCAAAGGCAAGACAGGAAUUUUCCCCCAGGCGUUUAUUGACGCAGCAACGCUACGCGACUUUGGCAAGUCCGGCUCGGAUAGGGCGAGUAUCGUGAGUAAUGAACGAAACAAGUCCUUGUCUGUUUUGUCUCGGUUUACAUCUCGCAAGCCAAGCCGCGUUGGAAGGCCUGGAAGCAUUGCUGGAUCAAUCGGCAGCAAUGAGAUCCCGAUACUCCCAACACCAGUCGGAACAAACGGACACGAUUAG